Molecule: messenger RNA, 1516 nt
Organism: Eruca vesicaria subsp. sativa (arugula)
Lineage: Eukaryota; Viridiplantae; Streptophyta; Magnoliopsida; Brassicales; Brassicaceae
Source: the annotation of a GenBank genome assembly
UCUCGAGAAAAUAGCGAGCGAAAAUUCAAAAUCCGAGGAGAAUCCACAAUCCAACAAUGGAGUUGCUCAAGCUCUCAAAAUUCAAAUGGCAACUUCAGUCGAUGAUCGGGGAAGUUCGAGAUCUACGUGAAAGGGAGCGAUCAGUCACAGAUCACAUCAAUCUUCUCAGUCAGAAACAGAAGCAAACGGAGGAGGAAUACAUCAGGAAAGUGCAUGAGCUAGAAUCUGAGUUAGCUUCUUCUAGAGAAACACAGGAGGCACUCGAGAGGAAGGUGAGUUACCUUCAGAACGACUAUAGUUUGCUGGAAAACAAGCAGAACGAGUUGAAGAAUACUAUUCAAAACCUGCUUCAGUCACGAGAGAGUUUCUUAAAUGCUUACCAGGAGUCGUUUAGUGAAAUGAAAUGUUCAGUUGACGCCAGGGAUAGGAAGAUUGUCAUCCUUCACCAGAAGAUAACAUCUCACUUAGCAUUGUUUGAUUCAAUUGAGAAAGAGGCGUCUGCAAUCAAAAACGUUAUUCACGAAGUUCAGGGCCUUGUGGAUCAAAAAGAAGAUGUAGUGGCUGGCUUGAAAGAGAAAUUGGAUAAGGUCUCUACAUAUGAGAAAGUAUUCAUUGAGAGAAUCAGCACUUUAGAAGAGAAGAUUGAAUAUCAAGAAACAGAAUUGCAGAGCAAGGAGAAUAGAAUAUCAGAGCUUAGCGCUAAGCUGGAAGAAGCAAAGAUGAAAAAUGAAUAUCAACUUCAAAUUGAAGAGUUUCAGAAAACUUUGAGGGUCAAAGAUUUAGUUGUGGAGAACUUGAUUUCUGAAAAGGAGGCAUUGCAUUCUGAAGUGAGGAGUCUAGAGAUGAUCUUACUGCGGAUUCAAGAAUCUGUCACGCAUAUGACCGACGAGGACAGAAGGGUGUUCACAUCAAUACUGACAUUUGAACAAGGUGCGGAUGAAACAAACAAACAUUCCAGGUACAAUGAUACAGUUGAGAAAACGGAGGAACUUGCAUGUGAAGCUCCUGUUAUGGGUUCCCAAGAAAAUUCAGUAAACGUUAUUUCAUCAGCGUCUCCUCCAUUGUGUCAUCACCAAAACACAAGCUGCAGUUUGGUACAGGACGCUGAUAACACUGUCGGUGGUCAUUGGCAGAAUACUAAUAACAACGAGCACUUUGACACCAAGGACAAAUGCAAAGAGUUAAUGAAUCAGCCUGAUUCAGAGUGCUCAACUAAUCGUGUAUCAUAAUCACGAUUUGUGAUUGUUAUCACUUAUAGUUAUACUCUUGUACACGACUAGUUAGGACUCGGGUCAUAAAAACGACAAGAACAUGGGAUUUCUACUCUCACACGCAAUGAACUAAACGUAGAGAAAAGGUACUUUUUCUUUACAUUUUCAUAAAGAUUGGAAAUUGAAUAUUAUGGGUCUCUCAAUUUCGUUUUAAAUAAACUCUUCCUUCUCCAUAAGAUCCAUUUUCUAGAUGAAGAUAUCUAACCGGAGAUUGUAAUCCAAUGGUUUAAACCAGCAUUGUCCGC